ACAAAUGAAUCCUUUGCGCUUCUGUGCCAGCAUCAAAGCUAGAUAGAUCGGUGGGACUUGUGUAAUGGGAUUUGCUUAUAUAUAGGUAGAGAGAUAGAGCUGAGCUACCGUUGCAAUGAACAAAAAUAUAGCAACAACACCGAGGAGAGAUAGAGCUACCGGAAGAACCGAGGGUGGUUUAGCUUUGAAGUUUGGUCUACCAAUGUUGCAAUGGUUCAAGGACAAGGACAUCCUAAUGUCAUGCAAAGCCGCGACCGACGUGGAGGCAGGAGCUGUGACGAAUCCCGUGCCGCCCAGGUGCAUGACGACCACACGCGCAGCGAUCUCCAGGGUCCGUGCGCAACUCCGUCGUGUCGACGAAGACGCAUUCACGCCGCACAGCGUGCUGAUCGGCCUUUACAACCAUCGUAAAGGUGUUUCCCAAUGGACGGAAGUGAAGGAGAAAGCCGUCGUCCAUCUGUUUCACGGUCAAGUGGAUGAGGUAAUGCGGGAGCUGAAAAGUCUAGAGGGUGAAGCAAGGAGGUGCUAUGCCCAUCUGCCCGACCCCAUUUUGUGUUGGGAGCACUUCUCAUUCUCACACAUGCUGCUGCACGAUGGCUGCUAUCUGCUCCUUUUGUUCUUAAGCUACAAGACAGAGGGACCUCAGUAUCCCGAGACGGCAGCCGGUGGAGUCUCCGACGGCGCCGUGGUGCGCGACACCGUGUUCCUUGUUGAGAAUCAAAUACCUCUCUUGGUGCUUGACAAGAUCCACCAGCUCGUCACAGGAGACACCGAUAGUUCCGUCCUCCAAAACAUAUCCGUUGCUGUCCAGGAGCUUCUGCAGGCACAACUCUACAUCAGCAAGAAGCCUCGGCCGGCGCCGCAGCAGUCGUCCCACUUGCUGCACCUGGUGCAUCACUACUUUCAGCCAACCAAUCCGCCUCCGGAAACGGCAGAGAACACGGCACGGCGCACAGGCCGGUGGCGACGGGCGACGGAGUACCGCUGCCACGGCAACGUUCGUUUCAAGCCAAAUGACUUGGUGGAAGGCAAGGAGUCCACCAUCCUGGACGUGAGCUAUCAAGGAGGUACGCUGUGGAUCCCUCGCCUGCAGGUUAACAGCAAUACGUGGACGAUCCUACGCAACCUGAUGGCUCUGGAGGAGCAGAUGACACGGCGGCCCGUGACGGCCUACUGCGUCUUCCUGUCGCAGGUGGCGGGUACGGUGGAGGAUGUCAAGCUCUUAGUUCGUGCCGGGAUCGUCCAACAAUUCCUGUCAAGUGAGAAGCAGGCCGCCCAAGACUUGGCAAACCUCUUAACAGGGGUGGAAUUGGAAGUGGACAACCUCGACCAAAACUACCUCAAGCCCAUAUGGCGCGACCUGGACAUGCGCUGCAACAAAUGGGUCAACAGAUUCAUGGGAACGUGCCGCGAACAGCACUGCCGUAACGGGUUGUACACCGUAGCAUUCGUUAUCACCGCCAUCCUCUUUGCCUGUGGAUUGCUGCAAGCGGUCUUUGCUGUCCUAAGCUACAAAUACAAGAAAUAGUAGUGCUGCUUCUCUCACGUUAAGGCAGCCGUUGCAUUUGUUUGAGUAGUUAGCCUUUUAUUUUUGUUGAGGGGUGUUUGAGUAGUUAGCCGAGCCACGAUUCCAGGACGUGCGAUUGCACUUUCCAACGGUUCGUGGCAUGAGUGGGUAGCCAAUUAUCUUUGUAAUAUUGUACGUUUGCUUGUUAUACAACGGCAUCUACUCAGCCGUCUGUAAUGCAUUCCAUCUCAAACUUUCUAUAAACAACUGUUUUGUUCCAACCGGCGGCAGGCCAGACACAGGGAACCGAGGUGCCCCGUGCUACAACCAUGGUGGCCCGGGGAGCUGCAACCGCGGCACCGGGAGAGCUGCAAACGGCGGUGCCCCAUGCUACACUCGCGGACUCAAAAAGCUACAUCCAGUCAGGGGUUUGCUGGAACCGGCAGGGGGAGAUGAUGGAACCAAUUUUGGUCAGGAGCUGCAAACGUUGCCGGGGGAAGGUCGAACCAGUGUCGCGGGAAGCUGAAACUGUUGGCUGGAAAUGCUAGAACCAGUAGGCAAAAAAGAUGGAACUGACAACCACCGGAUCUGCA
Molecule: messenger RNA, 2100 nt
Organism: Triticum urartu
Lineage: Eukaryota; Viridiplantae; Streptophyta; Magnoliopsida; Poales; Poaceae
Source: RefSeq, a predicted model, not a curated record